Molecule: messenger RNA, 635 nt
Organism: Rotaria sp. Silwood2
Lineage: Eukaryota; Metazoa; Rotifera; Eurotatoria; Philodinida; Philodinidae
Source: the annotation of a GenBank genome assembly
UACACUACGAAUAAUUAAUGAUAGAGGAAUUUUAUUUCGUACAAUAUUGCGUAAUAAAGAUAAUUUUGGAACUCGUAUCAAUCAACAAGUAAAAAAUUCUAUUUUAAAAGAGAUUCUUUCUUCUGUAAAUUCAAUUUGGUUGAUAUGUUACUUUCGUUUUAAGUAAAUCUUUUUUCUAGAUUUCUUAAAAUUGAAAUGUGUUAGAUAAUUAAAAUCUAUUUUCAUUUUUCUACGAUAAAAUGAUAUUUUCUAUUGAUUAGAUAAAAUCACUGAACAUCUACGAUGCAUCAUUGACAUUACAAAAUGCUCAACGUUUUUGUACAUUGUUGUCGAAUCAAUUUAAUAACUUAAAAACACUUUGAUUGUCUAUAUGGAAUUCAUAUAGGCAUUGGCGAUGGAGACCAUCUCGAAUUAAUGAUGGAAAAAACAAAUCUACAAAACGUAUUGUUAAUCUUAUGUAUUUGCUUGUUAAUUAUUUACAAGAACUUGUUUGGUUUCGAAUAAGCUUUUGUAAUCUAAUUCAUUUUGAUACACCUUAUUUUCCACAUUUAAUUCGACGACAACUAUAUCAAUAUCCACUUAGUCGACAUUGUCGCUUACGACGUUCUUAUCAUAGUAUUGAAAUUUGGAUGUAA